Messenger RNA from Malassezia sympodialis ATCC 42132, 729 nucleotides. RefSeq lists its product as uncharacterized. Gene Ontology annotation, biological process: SNARE complex disassembly; intracellular protein transport. Gene Ontology annotation, molecular function: soluble NSF attachment protein activity; syntaxin binding. Bases 1 to 729 code for a protein of 242 amino acids. Gene Ontology annotation, cellular component: vacuolar membrane; SNARE complex. NCBI's taxonomy places the organism in Eukaryota, Fungi, Basidiomycota, Malasseziomycetes, Malasseziales, Malasseziaceae. The record is from RefSeq and is a predicted model, not a curated record. The transcript is spliced from 4 exons.
AUGCCCGGGCUAUCCGCCGAGGAGCUGUUGAAGCGUGCCGAGAAGAAGGCGACGUCGUCUGGCGGCUGGUUCUCCUCGAAAAAAGGCAACAAAGAGGAGGCCAUUGAACUGUACAAGGAAGCUGCCAACAAGCUGCGCGCGGACACCCGCAUGGACGAGGCGGGCGUGGCACUCUUGAAGGCUGCGGAACUUGAGGUCGAGACGGACGAGAAGGACUUUGCUGCGAACACCUUCUUUGAUGCGAGCAAGUGCUUCCGCAUGAGCCGCCCUGACCAGGCUGUGAUGGCGAUUGGCCGCUGCUCCGACCUGCUUGUGCAGCGUGGUCGCUUCCGCCAGGCAGCGGACCGCCAAAAGUCCAUGGCCGAACUGUACCGCGAGGACCCGAACCGUCUUGACCAGGGCCUUGCCGCGUACGACCGCGCUGCGACAUGGUACCUACAGGAGGGGGCAACAGCCACGGCGUCUGCAUGUCAGCGCGAGGCAGCGCAGCUGGCGAUUCAGCUGCAGCAGUACCCCCGCGCCAUCGAGCUGUGGGAGGCUGUCGCUGCUGCGAGCCUGAACAGCAACCUGACCAAGUACAGUGUCAAGGAGUACUACCUUAAUGCAGGUCUGUGUUACCUGGCGAUCCCCGACCUGGGCGCUGCGACUCGCGCGAUGGCGUUCUAUGCGCAGCAGGACCCGUCAUUUCCCAGCACGACCGAGGCGCACGUUCGAUGCGCGUGUGCGUGA